Oreochromis aureus is the source of this 2599-nucleotide messenger RNA. Its product is annotated as protein zyg-11 homolog. The coding region runs from base 50 to 2275 and encodes 741 amino acids. Gene Ontology annotation, cellular component: Cul2-RING ubiquitin ligase complex. The record is from RefSeq and is a predicted model, not a curated record. The transcript is spliced from 14 exons. NCBI's taxonomy places the organism in Eukaryota, Metazoa, Chordata, Actinopteri, Cichliformes, Cichlidae.
GUUAGAGUUCAUACAGCUAAUAAAGCUCAAGGAUGCGGAGGGCCCCCUGAUGCUUUGUGACCUCUGCUUGGCUCAGGUGUGCCGGAGCUUGUGCUCUCUGUGCAGCAUGCGAGCAGACGGCUCCAUGAGCCUCAUCUGGGCCCCAGUCUUCCCGCAGGAGACUGCUGACCAGCUUCUGAAUCACAUGGCAGCUAAAGAGAUACUGAAUGACACAACUGUUGGGAUUUUCCGAAACUGCAAAGAACUCCGUCUGCGCCGAGCCUCCAUUCGGAGCUGUCCACUGUCUGCAGAAGCUUUCCGCCUGGCUCUUUGCCCUCACCGGCUCCUGGAACUAGAUGCCUCCUGGGUCUCUGGUGGUCUUACUGGGGCUGACAUUGUCUCAGGCUUGGCCUCCAACCCAGAAUGCAGAUCCAGCCUGCAGAGGUUGUCCCUCAACGGUUUACGUCUGGACUGGGAGUCUUUAGAGGCAAAUGGUGGGAUCCAUGUUGGCUUCAGCUCCUUGCGGGGCCUUAGAAUGCUAAACCUUGCCAACACAGACCUAAAUGAUGCUGCCCUUGAGGAUAUCUGCACUCUCCCUCACCUGGAGACGCUGGAUAUUUCUUGCAGUGCUAUCUCUAAGCUCACUGCACUUCUUGAGUGCAAAAACACCCUGAGAUCCCUAAUUGCCCACAGGCAGCGGCACCUGGAUAUGUCCCCUGCCCGGCUGGUCUUUGUCUUUAGCCAGCUUCAUGCUCUCAAGCAUCUGGACUUUUCAGAGGACCACUUUUCUGUGGAUGACAGCGAUGGAAGAGAUGGAGAUGAGACAGUGCGGCAGCUUCUGGAAGGGAGUCCCCAGGUCCUCCCAUCACUAGUUUCUUUAGAUAUCUCUGGCAGGAAGAGAAUCAGUGAAGCUGCAAUCAGAAGCUUUGUGGAAUCCAGAAGUGGACUGGUCUUUUUGGGCCUGCUAGCCACUGGGGUUAGCUCCUGUGACUUCUUUUCUACACAGAAAAACCUAAAAGUAACAGGAGAGGCUGAUGAGAAGCAGGUGUGUGAGGCACUCAGAAGGUACAGAGACCGUGAGUGUUUCGUACGAGAGGCCCUUGUCCAUCUCUACAGCCUAACCACCGACACUGACAAACCACAGCCAGACGUGCUGAAGCUGGUGGUGUGUGGUAUGCAGAGGCACCCCACCUCCUUGCACAUCCACCUGGUCGCCACAGCGUGUGUGUUCAACCUGACCACUCAGGACUUGGCAGAGGCCAUGCCCAUCAGCUUGCUCAGCUCUACUGUCACCCAGCUAUUAAACACCAUGAAGAAUUUCCCCAACCACCAGCAGGUGCAAAAGAACUGUCUGCUGGCCCUCUGCAGUGACUACAUCCUCCAGGAGGUUCCUUUUGACAAGUAUUUGGCGGCAAUGCUGGUGAUUAACUGGCUGAGCAGCCACGAGGAUCCGACCCUGCAGAGGAUGGCUGUGGCUGUCAUCUCCAUUCUGGUGGCCAAGUUGUCCACAGAGGAGAUGGCACAAUUCAGCAAGGAUAUCUUUAUAAUGAAGCAGCUGCUGGCUAUUGUGCAGCAGAAAGCCAUGGUUGGAGUUGUCGACUCCACUCUGAAGUUUGCCCUGAGUGCUCUGUGGAACCUGACGGAUGAAAUGCCAGUAGCAGCGCGCAAUUUCAUUGAGUGCCGGGGCUUGGAGCUGUACGAGGAGGUUCUGGAGUCCUACUACACUGAACCUUCUAUUCAGCAGAAAGUUCUUGGCCUUCUGAACAACAUUGCUGAGGUGGAGGAGUUGCAGGCUGAUCUGAUGGAGGAGGACCUUUUGGAGCACAUUCUCAGUCUCUUGCAGGACUCUCAGGUGGAUGUGGGGGUUCGCUACUUUGCAGGGGGGAUACUGGCGCACCUUGCUUCCAGACCAGAUGCCUGGACCCUGGAAAAUGAGUUGCGCAGCACAGUACUGAAGCAGCUGCAUGAUUCCAUCAUGACGUGGACCCAUCUUGAGAGGGAGAUGGUAUCUUACAGGUCGUUCCAUCCGUUUUGCCCUCUGCUUCAAACUUGUCAGCCCGCAGGCGUGCAGCUGUGGGCAGUCUGGGCCAUACAUCUGGUCUGCACUCAAAACACUUCACACUACAGCAGCAUGCUGGAGAAGGAAGGCCUGACUGAACUUCUGAAAGCUUUGGCUGCACAUCCCAGCACACACAGUGACAUUAAAGGACUAUCAGACAGCAUCUUGAGCAUGGUUGAGCAACAUCAGAUUCAUGCGGGAGCGUUCAACAAUCAGACGGCACCUCAAAGCUCUUGACAGAAGUGUUAAAAAAAGAAGCAUUGUACUUGAUUUGCUAUCUUUGAGCUAUAUCUGAAAUAUGCUAGAUAUAUAGUUGCAGAGAAAGCAGAUGCAGUAUCAAGGUGCAGACACUUAAUGCUAAUCCUCUGGAAACAUAUUUAAUAGAAUAAACCACAUAAUGCAUAAUAUUUAUUUCAUAUGGACAGUGUAUUUGCUUGAUGUAAAAAGUUAUUUGUGUUAUCUAUUUUUUAAACUGUUUACUUACUUUGAAACCAGAGUUGUUGUUUACAGAGCGAAUGUUCUACUUUGACAUGUGCACUGUUUUUAGUCUACAUUGAUAAU